Drosophila eugracilis is the source of this 20717-nucleotide messenger RNA. RefSeq names its product low-density lipoprotein receptor-related protein 2 (gene mgl). The record is from RefSeq and is a predicted model, not a curated record. NCBI's taxonomy places the organism in Eukaryota, Metazoa, Arthropoda, Insecta, Diptera, Drosophilidae. Bases 4745 to 19027 code for a protein of 4760 amino acids. The transcript is spliced from 15 exons. Gene Ontology annotation, molecular function: calcium ion binding; protein binding.
GUCGUCGUGAACGGUCAGCCAGCGCGGCUAAUAACUAACUAUAUAGUGACAGUGCGUUACUGACUCUGAUCCGAACCCGAAUCCGAAGCCAGAACAAAUUAACAAUAAUCAGAGCCAGAGCCUCAGAACAAAACCAAAAGAAGUAGAAGGCCCCACCUUUAUUUUUAUUCCUGUUGAGUGUUUCGAGUUUUUUUUCGAGUGAGUGCGGCGGUAAAUAUUUCGACCACCUACCUUUUUUUUUUGCUGUGCCAAGAAAAACCUAAAAAAAAAAAGAGAAAUAUUAUACAAAAUGAAAAACAAAUCAGUGAAAAUUGAUCAAUUGCUAAAUUUAUGAAAUAGAAAAUAUGGAAAAAUCAAAGAAACGAAAUUAAAAUAACCAAAAAAACAUAAAACAAAAAAAAAAACAAAGGGGCAAAGACAGAAAGAAAGCGCUUUUAUUAUUUUAUUUAACGAUUUUUCUUCUUGCAAUUUUUAUUUUGCACACUUUGUUGUUGGGUCAGUUGGCGGCUUUCGCCACUUUACGAGCAACUUCCUUUUUUGGCCAGUGAAAAACCAGUCUGGCCAAGAGACCAGAGACCUCUCCUCUUGUCCAAAUGACGCGGUGGCGGUGGCGGUGUCGGUGUCGAGGGUCCAAACAUUGCAAAUGUAAACAAAACAGAGCAGCAAACACCGUAUUUGUUUAUGACUUGGCCAGGAUAAAGCCAAGAGACUUCGACUUCAAGGGCUCAAAAAAAAAAAAAAAAAAAAUGAUUGGUCUGCCUGCCAAAGAGAGCGCAAGAGAUUCUCAAGUGCGACUCAAAAAAGUCCCCCCCUCUAUGCUGAACGCCCGGUGAAAGUUUCCCAGUCGCAACUUAGAACUCUCUUCAUUUUCGGGUUUCUUUAUUUUUUGCUUGAUAAAUGAGUCGCUGGCAUAGCCCCCGGGGCGGUAAAUCAUCUCUGCUUGUGGCACUGACAAUUUCACAAAUUUAUAUAUUUGCCACAACACCGACCGAAACACUCACAGACGAAAGUUUUCCACUUCCACAGCGAAUUUGACUAGCUGGAAAAGUCCAGAGUAGACAAAGUGGGAAAUUGUCCAUACAAUAUAGGUGUAAAAUAUUGUUAUUGGGCAAAUCGGAAGUCCCAGGGUGAUAUUUCAAGUUUAGAUAUUCCAAAAAGUAUCGGAAUAACCCCAAGAUUUAAGCUAUAACUAUUUCCGAAAAGCAUUUGUUAUUCAUUCGUAUGGAAAAUCCACUGUGUGGCCUCUAAGAAAAACUUUUGUUGUGUGGAAGUUUGAUUUUUUUUAGUUUGAUUUUUAAAAGAAAUCUUUGGUUUUAUGGCUUGCACUUAAGUUUCUGGCUUUUUCUAGUGACUUUGGUUUUCUGUUAUUAUAAAUUUGAUUUUUGUAAAAAAUAAAAGUGAAAUUACUUAACUUAACAAGUCAAAUGGUGAUUUUAUAGAAAGAUUAAGUUGGAAAUUUGUUUAUGAACAUCCUUUAAGCCUCCAUCCUUUAUUUAACAUUCCAGAAAAUAUCUUAAAAUCUCUUAAAAGUUUCUAAAAUAUUCAAAGCCAAACUGAAGUUGCCAUUUUAAUGCCUUAAAAAAAGUGCAAAAUCUCAACGAACAAAGAUAUUUUCUUAUAAUUUGUUUACUUGGCCAUAUGAUAUAUCAGAUAUAUACAUAACGUUAGCUAUAUCCCAUCCAGGGGAGUCACCAAGGGGAGCUUCCAUUUUUUGUUAUUGUUUUUUUUUCAACUGGAGAAUUCUCGAUGUGGGCUCUCGGUUUUUUCUCCGCUUUUCGCUGACGCCGCAACUGCCGUCGAAUGGCAAUCUGGAAUAUGCCAGGCAGAUCCAAUUGCAUGCCACAUAUGCAGAUGUAAUGGGAGAGUCGGCUGCCACCCGCUUCUACCGCCUGUCCCCACUGGAAAUAGGACCCCCCCUUUAGAGACCAACAACCGCCCCGCUACCGCUAACUGUACCGCUCGCUGAUCUGCUUGCCUCAUUGCCGGUUAGAAAGCCAAUGGAACGAGUUUCGUUGAGUGUGCAACUAAUUUUCUAAAUUGUUGUCGCUGCUGAUCGUUGAGCGUGGCAAAAAAACAAAAAAAAACUAAACUAAAAAAAACAAAACUAAAAAAUAUAUAAAAAAAACAACACAUAUUAUUUAUGCCUCACCUGUCACCGAAAUUGUUCAUCAGUUUGUUGGCAUUUCUUGGUAGACGUCUAGAAAAACGUUUUUAUCAAUGACUUUUCAAUCAGAUUGGUUCUAAAUAUAUAUCUUUAUGGUAUAUAUAAACACGUUAUGAUCUUACUUAAAAGUGAUUUCAUUUUGCCUGAACGUGUUUUUAUUGAUAAUUUUAUGAAGUGAUUCAUAAGCUAGUUAAAUGAAGUUUUUAAAAUAUUCAUAAAAUAUUUAUGCGGGGUGAUAGGUUGGUGGAUUGUAAAAGAUUGCUUAACUUUCUCAGAUGAUGAGCUAUAUAGCCGAAGAGAGAGAGAGAGAGAGAGAUUGGAGUUAUAGGUAAUAGAAAUAUCAAAGUUUUAAAAGGAGAUAAUGAUAAUGGAUCAAAGAUUUCCUAAACAUAAAUCUGUUAUAUUCCAACUUUUAGAAAUAUAUAAGACCAGCAGAGAGUGGGUGAUACUAACGAGACUUAUGAUAGGUUUGAUCCCACUCAUUCAUCAUUGCGAAGAUCGAACUGUCAUUUCCAGCGAUUGAUUGAUUGAAUUUUAAUAAAAAUCUUUGAUUUCUGAUUUAUUUUAUUCCUGUUUUUUUUGUUUUUUUUUUGAUCGGCUUUUUCUUCUUGGUAGUGCGUCGUCAUCAUUUAAUGGUGUGGCAAGAAGAAGCAUUACCAGAACCCAUAGAAGACGUUCAAGAAGAAGAAAACAGGCAGAGAGAGAGAGAGAGAGAGCGAUAAAGAGAGAGGAGUUAAUGGAUUAGGAAGCGAGCACAAAGAAGAAGUAGAAUCGAAUCUCGGCUACUUGCGACACUCGCCCUCUCCCUCCCACUCCCACCUGAAGAAGGUGGCCCAGAAAGAGAGCGAGAGGGGCUAGCUAGAGAGACAGCAAGAGAGAGAGAGAGAGAGAGAGAGAGAGGAAUUUGAUGGCCAAAGGAAAGGUGAAAAGAGGCAACUUGGCUUAGACGAUGAUGAUGACUGUUUCUUAUAUGUAUGUGUGUGGACAAACAGGUAUCACACACACACAGACACACUCACACCUGUGUGGAAUAACUAAGCAGCGACCCGAUUUUCAACAGAGAAAGAGAGAGAGAGAGACGAAGAGAGAGAGAAGAAACAGAGCCAAGAAUCCAUGCCAUGCGCUUACAAAUCUAUAACAAAUCUACCACGAUUCUACAAGCCAAAAGAGAUUUAUAAUAGAGAUCAUUUGUAUUGGAAUUAUCUGAAUUUUUCUAGUUCUCAAAAGUUGGAAGAUGAAAAGCAGAUAGUUUUGGCUAUGGUCCUUUCUUAUUUACAACUUUUAUAAAGAUGUAAAGUUCUUCUGUUUAAAUUCUUAGCAUAAAGUUAGAAACACAAACUGUGGGGACACGUGUUAGAUGGGAAAUUAAUGUUCUAACAAUAAGUUUAUAGGAUUUUUACUAUUCAACUUAAACAUUUUUAAGCCCUUUCCCUUCUGGCAUCCCAAACAUUAUCCAUCAGUUUAAAGAUUAAAAACAUUUGGAAAUUCUUCAUGGAAUAACCAAGCAUUUUCUAACUUCUAGACUUUAAAUAUUAAAAGAUAAAUCUUUUCAAAACUCAGCUACUAUUGCCACUGGCUCAGACUUACUUGGCAUUCUGAUUACGUUUACACUUUGUAGUGGUUAAAAGUGCUUCCAGAAUGCUUUUCGAUCCUCCUAAUUAGUUCUUUAAAUGCUGAUUGAUGGAACUCUAUUCUUUGGCUAGCCAACUGAUAUAUAUAUAACUUUAUAUAUAGCCCAGCUAUAUAGGCCGAAAAUCGGUAUGCAAAAACAAGAACAAGUGGUCUUCAUAUGUAAAACUGUUCUCAUUAAGUUCUCGACAGAUCAUAAUGAUGUUUAGCCCCCACCCGCUCUCAUGUUAGCUCUAUCUCUUUCAUACUUGUGUGUAUGAAAUAAGAUUUUAUUUUUUUUGUGAUUUUGCCGGUUGCCACACCUGAAAUUCAACUCUCUCUCUCUCGCUUGCGCCAACAGCAGCAGCAGCAAGAACAAGAACGUCUAAAACGAAAGACUUAAACGACAUACGUGUCUCGGGCUGACGUCGUCGUCGCCGCUCGCUCGCUUGCCUGCUCUGCCUCUCUCUCUCUCUCUGUCUUUUACUCCUCCGCUACCUCUCUCUCGCUCACCGAUUUCUGUGUUUUUUCUCAGUUUUUCAGUUGGUUUCCAAAGGCGCGCCGUCGCAGUUCGAAAAACGCGGCUCUCGCCAGCGAAAAGAAAACAACAACAAAAGAAAUCGAAUUAAAAAAUUUAUUAAUUUUAUUAAGAAAAAUCGCUUAGAAAGAGUUUAGAACGCGCGCGUUGAGAGGAAAACUAACGAGAAAAAUUAGAAAUUUUUUUUUAAGUGCUAACAAACCCACAAAAACAUAAAAAAAAAAAAAAACCAAAAAGAAUUCAAAGAAAAGGAAUAAAGAAAGCAAGCUAGCAGAGCGGGAAAUCUUAAAAAACAAAACGAAGCAAACAGAAGUGCGGUGUGCGGAGAAGAGGUUACCAGAGGGUCACCAAAGAACCCGAAAAUCCAAAACCCUUAACCCUUAGACCAAAGGAUAAGGAGGGGAGAAGCCAGCGAAGCGAUCAACGAACCAAAAAUGAAUCCGACGCCCGUGGGCAUUGGAUUCGGAUUUGGUCGCAAGCCGCCCAAUAAGGCCAGAAUGCGUUCCCGCUGGCGGCCACCGGCCACGACAACCCUGCUGACCUCUGACCCCGCCGCCAUUGGCGACACUCAUGCCGCCGAUCCGCUGCAGGUCACAGAGGUCGCCGUGCCGUCAUCCUCUUCGCCCAUUGGCGGCGAUCGCCAUCCACAGAACCACAGCAGCAGCAUUGAGCCAAGGCUGCUGCAGAACCACCAAUCACAGCACCACCGCCAGCGCGGCCAGUUGACAACCCUGGCGCUGCUGCUACUGGCCCUUGUGGCCCUCAGCAACCUGGAAACCCUGCUAGCCGUGCGCACCGAAGGACCACGCAACCGCCAUGGAUCACCAGGUGGCAGCUUGGCCAGCACAGGUGGCAGUGGCAUCAAUACGGAGUGUCCAACGGACUCGUUUCGCUGCAACAACGGCAAGUGCAUCUCGCACCACUGGGUCUGCAAUUACCAGAAGGACUGUGACGAUGGCGAGGAUGAGAUGCAGUCGUGCCCCCCACCGGAAUGCGAAACUCCCCAGCUGAACUGCGGGCAGUAUGUGUUCAACAAGACCUAUUGUAUCCCUCCGCACUACCGCUGCGAUAUGAUCGAGGAUUGCGAGGACAAAUCGGAUGAGGCGCAGUGCACCUACCGCAAGUGCCAGCACACGGACGUGUUUUGCAAUGCCCCCAACGGAGCCGCCCCCGCGGAAGGCACCCGCCUCGCCGGUCCCUGUGUGCCGAAGGAGAAGCGCUGCGACGGCUAUCUGGAUUGCCGCACCGGUCGCGACGAGGAGGAAUGCAGCGGUGUGUCCUGUCGCCUGGACCAGUUCCGCUGCGCCAACGGACACAAGUGCAUCGAUGCCUCUCUGAAGUGCAACCAUCGCGAUGACUGCGGAGACAACUCUGACGAACUGGCUUGCAAUUUUCCGCCCUGCCACCAUGCCCAGUUCCGGUGCUCGAAUGCACUGUGCAUCCCUUACAACUUCCACUGUGACGGCUACCACGAUUGCGCCGACAAGAGCGACGAGGCCAACUGCACGGCCAUUGCCUGCCCGGAUAACAAGCACCUCUGUCCGCGAGGAGGAGCCAGUGGCACCCCCAAGUGCAUCCUGAAGUCGCAACUGUGCGACGGCAAGCGAGACUGCGAGGAUGGCAGUGAUGAGGAGACCAAUUGCUCUAUUGCCUCGUGUCCCGCUCUGAGCUGUGAGUUCAAGUGCGGACCUUCACUGACUGGUGGUGUUUGUUACUGCAAGCCAGGUCAAUCGCUAUCCUCGGACAACCGGACCUGCGUUGACCUAGACGAGUGUGCCGAGUGGGGUCACUGCGACCAGCUGUGCACCAACACCCUGGGGUCGUACACGUGCCAAUGUGCCCAGGGCUAUACACUCAUCAAUGACUCCAAGUGCAUUGCCCCGGAUGCGAAUAACCUGCAACUGAUCUUUGCCCACGACCGGGCCAUUAUGCGAAUGCUGCCCCAUGGCAGUGAGCCCAAGGUUUUGGCCAAUGCAACAGCUGCGGCUGGUGUGACAUUCCAUUAUGCCAGGAACACACUGUACUGGUCGGACAUUAAGACGAGAAAGGUGCAAUCCCUGCCCCUGGAUGAUCAGAACAAGGCCGUCUCUCCAUUCGAUCAGACCCUUCCCGGAACUUGGGCUCCCGUCGCCCUUGCCGUAGAUUGGGUAGGCGAUAAGAUAUAUGUGGCCGAUCUGGUGGGACAGAAGAUCGAUGUCUUCGAGCUGAGUGGUCAAUGGCAUGCCGUGGUCUUGGGUUCCAACUUGACUUCACCCGCCGAUCUAGCGCUGGAUCCCACGGCGGGUCUGAUGUUCGUGGCCGAUGGCGGCCAGGUGCUCCGUGCCCAUAUGGAUGGUACACAUGCCAGGUCCAUUGUCUCAGAAGCUGCCUACAAGGCCAGCGGCGUUACGGUGGACAUAAUCAGCAAGCGUGUCUUCUGGUGCGACUCCUUGCUGGACUACAUCGAGUCCGUGGACUAUGAGGGAGCUCAUCGGGUGAUGGUGCUCAGGGGUCAACAGGUGCCGAGCCCCUCUCGAUUGGCUCUGUUCGAAAACAGGAUCUACUGGACGGAUGCCACCAAGCAGGGUAUCAUGUCGGUCGACAAAUUCGAGGGUCCUUCCUCCAUCCAAGUGACAUACAAGGCCAAGGACAUCCGAGAGCCGAAGGGCAUCAUUGCUGUCCAUGCACUCAGUCAACCCAGGGUAUCGAAUCCCUGUGGCAACAAUAACGGUGGCUGCAAUCACAUGUGCAUCGUGACCGCUGUUAAGGGAGCUCCUACUGGCCUGGGUUUCCGAUGUGCCUGCUCCACGGGCUACCAACUGGAGACGGAUCUGAAACUGUGCAAGCCAGUCAGCGAGUUCCUUAUGUACUCGCAGCAGAGAUUCAUCAAAGGAAAGGUUCUGGAACCAGUCAUUGAAGGAUUCAGCGAUGCUAUUAUGCCGGUGGUCUCGAGGAGAGCUCGUUUCGUGGGCCUGGACUUCGAUGCCCGCGAUGAGUUCAUCUACUACUCGGAUGUUCUGCAGGAUGUGAUCUAUAGGGUGCACCGAAACGGAACUGGCAGGGAGAUCGUUUUGGCCUCCCAGAAUGAAGGAGUUGAGGGACUGGCCGUCGAUUGGGCCUCCAAGAAUCUGUACUACAUUGAUUCCCGCAAAGGCACACUAAAUGUACUCUCCACCCGCAAUGUCACCCACAGAAGAACACUCUUGAAGAACCUUAAACGGCCCAGAGCCAUUGUGGUCCACCCCAAUCGUGGUUUUAUCUUCUUCUCCGAAUGGGAUCGUCCCGCCAAUAUUACCAGAGCAAAUACGGAUGGUACUGGUCUGCUGGUAUUCAAAAAUGUGACCCUUGGCUGGCCGAAUGGUCUGUCCAUUGACUUCAAGAAGGAUCGUGUCUAUUGGUGUGAUGCUCUCUUAGAUCAUGUACAGCAUGCCAAUUUGGAUGGAACAGAUAUUAAGACAGUGAACUCCCGACUUGUGCGACACCCCUUCUCGAUUGUCAUUCACAACGAUUGGAUGUAUAUCACGGAUUGGCGUUUGGAUGCCAUUAUCAGGCUACACAAACUCACUGGCGAGCAGGAGGAGAUGAUGGUCAGAGAACCACAGACAAACAGACUCUAUGGAGUUAAGGUCUACAGUCAUGAAGUCCAGAAAAUCGCAGAUACGCAACCUUGCCACAGGAACAAUGGUGGCUGCCAGAAGAUCUGCUUCGCAGUUCCCAUAGGAGGACAAAAUGGUACUUCUGGCGAGGUCACCACUUCGCCUCCUUCGUUCGGUCACCUGCAGGCUCGCUGCUCGUGUCCCUAUGGCGAACGAUUGGCCGAGGAUCAAAUGAGCUGCAUCCCCGAUCCCAGUGCCGAGCCACCAGUGCAACCUUGUCCGAAUUCGUGGGACUUUACGUGCAACAACCAGAGGUGUAUUCCGAAGUCUUGGGUCUGCGAUGGAGAUGAUGAUUGUCUGGACAAUAGUGAUGAGGAGCAGAACUGCACGAAACCCACCUGUGGAUCGAACGAGUUCCAGUGCCGAUCGGGUCGCUGUAUUCCUCAGAACUUCCGCUGCGACCAGGAGAACGAUUGUGGCGACAACUCCGAUGAGCAGGAGUGCGGCAAUGUGACCUGUGGAACCUCUCAGUUUGCCUGCGCCAAUGGUCGAUGCAUUCCUAACAUGUGGAAGUGUGACAGUGAAAACGAUUGCGGAGAUAGCAGUGAUGAGGGCGACUUCUGUGCCGAAAAGACCUGCGCCUACUUCCAGUUCACAUGCCCGAGAACGGGUCACUGUAUUCCCCAGAGCUGGGUUUGCGACGGCGACGACGAUUGCUUCGAUAAGCAAGACGAGAAGGACUGUCCGCCGAUCUCCUGUCUGGCGAAUCAAUUUAAGUGCGCGGAUCUCAGGCAAUGUGUAGAGGAGUCUUAUAAAUGUGAUGGCAUACCGGACUGUAAUGAUGGCUCCGAUGAAGUGGGCUGCCCACCAAUGGGACCUAAUCAGUGCAAUCUGGAGAAGCAUUUCCGCUGCAAGUCCACUGGCUUUUGCAUACCCAUUGCCUGGCAUUGUGAUGGCAGCAAUGACUGUUCGGAUCAUUCGGAUGAGCAGGACUGUGGCCAGAUCACUUGUGCCCAAAACUUCUUCAAGUGCAACAACACAAAUUGUGUGUUCAAGGCCUACAUUUGCGAUGGUAAGGAUGACUGCGGCGAUAACUCGGAUGAGGGAGCCGAGCAUGCCUGUGUCCCACCACCCUUUAAGUGUCCCCACGGCCAGUGGCAAUGUCCUGGAGUUUCCGAGAGGUGUGUCAAUAUCACUUCCGUCUGUGACGACACCCCCGAUUGUCCCAAUGGUUCGGAUGAGGGUGAGGGCUGCGAUCUGGCUGAAUGUGAGCAUCAGGCUGGUCAGUGUUCCAGCUUCUGUCAGAAGACUCCCAACGGGGCAUUGUGUGUUUGCCCGCCUGGUUCGGAAAUCGGUGAAGAUGGCUUUACCUGCAUAGACUCGAACGAAUGCGAUCCACCAGGGCUGUGCUCCCAGCAAUGUACCAACACCAAGGGCUCCUACUUCUGUUCCUGCACAGACGGCUAUAUCCUGGAGCCCAACAAACACACUUGCAAGGCUGUUAACCACACCACUGCCUUCCUGAUCAUCUCCAAUCGUCAUUCCAUACUGGUCGCAGAUCUUAAGGAACAAGGACUCGAGAGGGUGCCCAUCAUAGUGGAAAAUGUGGUGGCCACUGCCUCAAAUAUGCACACAGGCACCAUUUUCUGGAGUGACAUGAAACUGAAGAAGAUCUCCCGAUUGGAUCGCGGCAUGGAGCCCCAGGAAAUCAUCAACACAGGUCUGGAUUUGGUCGAGGGACUGGCCUACGAUUGGAUAGCUCAGAAUCUCUAUUGGCUGGACAGUAAACUGAACACCAUCGAAGUGUCCGCAGAGAACGGUUCGAAUCGCCUAGUCUUGGUCAGGGAGAAUAUCACCCAGCCCAGAGGCAUGUGCAUCGAUCCCAGUCCAGGAGCAAGAUGGAUUUUCUGGACCGACUGGGGAGAGAACCCAAGAGUGGAGAGGAUUGGCAUGGAUGGAUCAAUGAGAAAGACCAUCAUCAAUACCAAAAUCUAUUGGCCCAAUGGUUUGACUUUGGAUAUAGCCACCAAGAGGGUGUACUUUGCCGACUCCAAGCUGGACUUCAUUGAUUUCUGCUACUACAACGGUACCGGAAGGCAGCAGGUUCUGGCCAGCAGUCACUAUCUGCUCCAUCCCCACUCGCUGUCCCUGUUCGAGGAUACCCUCUACUGGACUGAUAGGCAAUUGAAUCGAGUCUUGUCCGCCAAUAAGUUCCGUGGCAAGAAUCAGACUGUUGUGUCCCAUCUGAUCAGCCAACCGUUAUCCAUUCAUGUGCAUCACGCUUCCCUGCAACCCAUGACUCCGAAUCCCUGCGCAGGAUCUCGCUGCCAGCACUUGUGUCUACUGAGUCCCAGUGCUCAGGAGGGUUACUCUUGCAAGUGCAAGCCCGGCUUCAAGCUACUGAGUGAAGGUCGCUGCAUCGAGGAGGAAAAUCCCUUCCUCAUGGUUGUCAAGGGAACACAAAUUGUGGAUAUUCUGCUGAGUGGUGGCGAUUCCAGAGCCGGUGCCUUGGCCCCAGUUAUUGGAAUCGAAAGCAGCACUGGCUUGGACUUUGAUCGCAAGGGCGAGACCCUGUACUGGGUGCAAGGCAGAGAGGACAACGAUGAGAACUGCACAAUUUAUUCCACACCAUAUGGAGGUGGUAACAAGACCCUCUUCCUGGGCAUCGAAAGCGGAAUCGUGGGAGCUCCCUAUACCAUUGCAUUCGAUUGGUUGGGCAGGAAUCUGUACAUCGGCAACCGAGUGGCAAGUAACAUUGAAGCCGUGCGAGUAGAUGGCAAGCAGAAGUAUCGCACCAUUAUUCUGGCCAACGAUGGUUAUCCCAACUCCGUUUCCCGUCCCAAGCAAAUUGCACUGGAUCCCACUGAUGGCAAGCUCUUCUGGAUCGAUGAGGGCGUGCUAGAAGUCCCGAUAAAGAUUGGCAGGGUGGACAUGAAUGGACAGAACCCCAUAGUGGUUUUCCAGGACUUUGCUCAUCCCGAAUCCUUGGCCGUGGACACUGAAAAGAAGAUGUUGUACUACAGUGCCAGCAAUCCAGCAGUGAUCGGUUCCAUGGACUACAAUGGUGAUGAUCACACACUGAUCGUAAUGAAGGACACGCAUCCCAUGGCCAAGCCCAAGAGCUUGGGCAUCCUUGACCACAGACUAUACUAUCUGGACCCGCUUUACGAGCGUAUUGUGAGGAUUGACCUACCCCACGGCGACAACCUCAAGACCAUUGUUGAUAACGAACCCGAUCUGCGUUCCAUGAUGAUCUACAAAAAGCGUGGCCUGAUGCAACAUCCUUGCCAGACGAACAACGGUGGAUGCAAACACCUUUGCAUUCCCGGACCUGGUGCAACCAGAACCUGUUCCUGCGGCAUUGGAUACAGGAAGGAGAACGAGAUCAAUUGCGUGGCCUACAAGACCUUUGCGGUGGUCUCCCAACUGGACAUGAUUAGAGGCUACAGUUUGAGCGAUAGUUCCGAAGCUAUGGUCCCAGUGAGCGGCCCUGGUCAUCACAUUCUCCAUGUGGACGUGAUGUAUCGGGAACAAUGGAUCUAUUGGGCGGAAUACAACCGUGGCUACUGGAAUGGCAUCUUCAGAUCGCGACCCAACGGCACUGAUCUGCAGCAUGUGGUCAAGGAUGGCAUCGGUAGCAAUGGAAUCCGAGGAUUGACAAUUGAUUGGGUGGCUGGCAAUAUGUAUUUCACCAACGUCUAUCCACAUGAGAAUUACGUGGAGGUUUGCUGGCUGGAUGGUAGCAACAGGAAAGUGUUGGUAAAGACAACCACAGAUGCACCUCGCGAACUGGCCGUGAACCCUAUCAAGAGAUUGCUCUACUGGAUCGACUAUGGUCAGCAUCCUAGGAUAGGAAAAGCUCUUCUGGACGGCAGCAAGUGGAUGCCACUGGUGACUUCGGGAAUAUCGUUACCCCGCGAUCUUACUAUCGAUAUGCAAACCCAUGAUAUUUACUGGGUAGACUCGAAACUGGACACCAUUCAGAAGAUUUCGUUCAAUGGAGCCAAUCGUAAGGUGAUCCGCAGGGAUCUGCCCAAUCCCAUGGGCAUCGCUGUCUAUCUAAACGAUGUCUACUGGGUGGAUAGGAACCUGAUGACGGUGUUUAAGGCCUCCAAGCACAGUGCCAAUGAAACAGCCACAAGGGUGAGGACAAACCUCGAAAAUCUUCGGGACAUUGCCAUUUACAACAUCAUCAACCAACCACAAGACGACACCAAUCCUUGUGCCCAUUUGGGAAAUGGCGGCUGUGAUCAGUUGUGCUUCAGUUUCCCACCGGAAGGUGGAGCCACCGGACCUUCCGGCAGAAACUUCCGCUGUGAAUGUGCCACCGGAAAGCUGAGCGCCGAUGAGCGAAAGUGUGAGGUAGUUAAUGAGUACCUAGUCUUCGCCACAAGAACUGAAAUUCGAGCUGUCAACCUUGAUCCCCAUUCCACGGAAGUGCCCUUCACUCCCCUGACAAAUCUCACUAAUGUCGUCGGUCUGGACUUUGAUUUUGCCGACAAUAGGAUGCUGUAUACCCAAAUUCGUCCAUGGGCCAAGAUUGCAUACACAAAGGCGAACAAACCAGGUCACGACGACAUCACUGUAGUCUUGAACAAGGGCAUCAAUCCCGAGGGCAUUGCCUACGAUUGGACCCAGCAGAAGAUCUACUGGACAGAUAGCUCGAAUAACUCGAUCUAUGCGAUGAAUCUGGAUGGUAGUGAGCUGGUGAUGAUUGCACGCGUGGAGAGACCAAGAGCUAUUGUCCUGGAUCCCUGCAAUGGCACUUUGUUCUUCACGGAUUGGGGUAGGUUUGGUACCUCCGGAAAGAUUUUCCGCACCACCAUGGCGGGUUCUUUGAAGAGAGCCAUUGUGGAUAAGGAUCUGUCACAGCCAAGUGGUUUGGCGAUCGAUUACGACGAAAGGCAUUUGUACUGGACGGAUGCGGUUAGGGAAAAGAUUGAAAGAUCCGAUCUGGACGGUCAAAACCGAGAGCUCCUGGUGGCAGCCACUAUUUAUCCCUUCGCCAUAACAGUAUUCAGGAACUACAUCUACUGGACGGAUCUUCAGUUAAGAGGUGUCUACAGAGCAGAGAAACACACUGGUGCCAAUAUGGUUGAGAUGGUGAAGCGCCUGGAGGAUUCUCCACGAGACAUCCGCAUCUACAGCGCCGAUCGGCAGAAGUGCAAUGUGAAUCCCUGCAGGAUCAACAACGGAGGAUGCGCCCAGAGCUGUCAUCCUGCGCCAAAUGGCAAGGCUGAAUGCAAAUGCGAUGACAACACCAAGGUGGUCAAUGAGGGAAGGAUGUGUGCGCCCAGGAACAACACUUGUGAGGCUAGCAAGUUCUACUGCAAGAAUGGCAGAUGCAUAUCGAGAAUGUGGUCAUGCGAUGGCGACGACGAUUGUGGCGACAACUCCGACGAGGAUCCCAACUACUGCGCCUAUCACUCCUGCUCCCCGAAUGAGUUCCGUUGCAACAACGGACGUUGCAUCUUCAAGUCCUGGAAGUGCGAUCACGAGAACGACUGCAAGGAUGGUUCCGAUGAGCUGGGUUGCACAUAUCCACCUUGUGUGGACGGCGAGUUUACAUGCGGAAACGGACGUUGUAUUCCUCAGGCUCAAGUCUGCAACGGAGUGAAUGACUGCAAGGAUAAUGCUACAUCGGACGAGACCCACGAACGCUGUCCCAUGAACACCACUUGUCCGUUGAAUCAUCUGAAGUGCGAGAAGACCAACAUCUGCGUGGAACCCUAUUGGCUGUGUGAUGGCGACAACGAUUGCGGCGACAACUCCGACGAGGAUCCGCUGCAUUGCGGCCAAAGAACUUGUCCAACCAACAGCUUCCGAUGCCCGAACCACCGAUGCAUUCCAGCUACUUGGUACUGUGAUGGCGAUGACGAUUGUGGUGAUGGUGCCGAUGAGCCCCCAGAUUACUGCAAAUCCGAAGGACGCACUUGUUUCGGGGAUCUGUUUACUUGCGACAAUGGCAACUGCAUACCCAGGAUCUACAUCUGCGACGGCGACAACGAUUGUUUGGACAACAGUGACGAGGACAACCGACAUCAGUGCAAUGACCGGAAAUGUGACGAAGAAACGGAAUUCACUUGUGUGGAAAAUAAAUCUUGGCAGCGGGCCCAGUGCAUCCCCAAGAAAUGGAUCUGCGACGGAGACCCAGAUUGCGUGGAUGGAGCCGAUGAGAAUACCACUCUCCAUAACUGUGCCACCCAGCAACCAUGUGGUGAGGACAUGUUCACCUGUGGCAACGGACGCUGUAUCAAUAAGGGAUGGAUUUGCGACCAUGACAACGAUUGCGGUGAUGGUACCGACGAGGGCAAGUUCUGCAACUCCAAGUACAAGACCUGUUCGGCGCAAGAGUUCACCUGCCAGAACUUCAAGUGCAUCCGGAACCAGUCGAGGUGCGAUGGCGAGGACGACUGUGGUGAUCACUCAGAUGAGGUGGGCUGCGCAAAGGAGAACGUAACCUGUCCGCAGGGUCAAUUCGCGUGUACGAAUGGCCAGUGCAUAGACUACAGCCUGGUGUGCAAUAAAUAUCCGGACUGUGCUGAUGAAUCCGAUGAACCAGCCCACUGCAACGUGGACGAGUGUGCCAAGGUGGAGAUCAACCAGUGUGGUCACAAAUGUGUGGAUACGCUGACAGGAUACUACUGCGACUGCAACGAAGGCUACAAACUUCUGGCCGAUGGUAAGGCGUGUGCGGAUGUGGAUGAGUGCUUGGAGCAGCCUGGAGCUUGUUCCCAACACUGUUCCAAUACUCCUGGUGGAUUCUACUGCAAGUGCGAUGAAACCUAUUACGAAAGACAGAACGACGAGCACACGUGCAAGCGGAAGGACAAGAUCCCACCGUGGCUGAUCUUUACCAACAAGUACUACGUGCGCAAUAUGUCGGUGGAUGGUCACCAGUAUAACCUAAUGCACCAGGAUCUGAUGAAUGUGGUGGCUCUGGACUUUGACAUUCGCGAGGAGUAUAUGUACUUCUGCGACGUCACGGCCAAGACGAUCUUCAGAGCGAAGUACGGAGAAGCGGAAGACGAGAUGCCAGCAGAAAGAGAGGCUGUCAUUAGGCACGAUUCUCACGGCCUUGAAGGUAUUGCUAUCGAUUGGGUGGGACGCAAGCUCUAUUGGUUGGACAGACAUUCAAAGAACUUGGAUGUUUCGGAAUUGGAUGGAACUAAGCGCAAGACUCUGAGGAGUGGUGUGGUUGAUCCCCGCGCCAUAGUCGUGCAUCCUGGAAUCGGUUACCUGUACUUCACCUCCUGGCAUCUGCAAGCCUACAUUGCCAAAAUGGGAAUGGAUGGUUCGAACUUCUCUAGGAUUCUGAACUGGAACGAUGGCAUCGCUUGGCCGAAUGCCCUGUCUAUUGACUACUUCACGGAUCGCAUUUACUGGGCGGAUGCUCACUUGGACUAUAUAGCCUAUGCCGAUUUGGAGGGCAGGCAUCGUCACACGGUGCUAUCCGGUAGUAAGGUACCACAUGUGUUUGCUCUCAGUCUCUUCGACGACUACAUUUACUGGAGUGACUGGAAUCUGAAGGCGAUCGUAAGGGCCAAUAAGUUCCAUGGUGCCAACUAUACAGUGCUAAGAAACACUACCCAUCGUCCCUAUGACUUGCACAUAAAUCAUCCGCUUAGACAAUUGCCAUACACCAAUCCUUGUGGCACGAAUAAUGGCGGUUGCUCACAUCUCUGCCUGAUAGCACCGCCCCCGGAAUCCACAUAUCUGAAUAUCGAAGGAUACAUCGAAGAGGGAGCUCCGAUCUUCAAGUGUGCCUGUCCCAAUCAAUUCUAUUUGGCCAGGGACAUGAAGACGUGCAUUGCUAAUUGUACGGCCGGACAACAUUUGUGUGGCGGAAGGGAUGAGAAGUGUAUCCCAUGGUUCUGGAAGUGCGAUGGUGAGAAAGACUGCAAGGAUGGAUCCGAUGAGCCCGCCACCUGUGCUCCUCGACACUGCAGAGCCGGAACAUUCCAGUGUAAGAACACGAACUGCACACCUUCGGCGACGAUUUGCGAUGGAGUUGAUGACUGUGGGGAUCGCAGCGAUGAGCAAAACUGUGACCUACCAUGUCCUCUAUCCGAUUUCAAGUGCAAGUCCAGCGGCAGAUGCAUCCUGGACAGCUGGCGAUGCGAUGGAGAUGCCGAUUGUAAGGAUGGCAGCGAUGAGGACCCCGCCGUGUGUGCCAAACGCGCCUGUGACCCCAAAACGGAAUUCACCUGCAAGAAUGGACGCUGCAUUCCGCAACUCUGGAUGUGCGAUUUCGACAACGAUUGUGGCGACGAUUCGGAUGAGCCGGCUUACAUGUGCCGCCAGAGAAACUGCACUACUGGUUGGCAGAGGUGUCCUGGUCAGUCCAACUACCGCUGCAUACCCAAAUGGCUGUUCUGCGAUGGAAAGGACGAUUGUCGGGACAACAGUGAUGAGCUUCCCGAGAACUGUCCGAAGUGCAAUCCGGAUACAGACUUCAAGUGCGGCAACAACAGAUGCAUACCCAAGCAAUGGAUGUGUGACUUCGCGGACGAUUGCGGCGAUGCCAGUGACGAGAACGAGGCUGUGUGCAAGGGUCGCUAUAGGGAUUGCUCCGAGUCGGAGUUCCGCUGCGGCAAUGGCAAGUGCAUCUCAUCCCGCUGGCAGUGUGACCACGAGGACGAUUGCGGAGAUAACUCGGACGAGAUGCACUGCGAGGGAUAUCAGUGCAAGAAUGGCACCUUCCAGUGUGCAUCCGGUCACUGUAUUGCCUCCUACUUCCGCUGCGAUGGCGAUCGUGAUUGUCGCGAUAUGUCUGAUGAAGUGGGUUGUCCACCAAGAUUCCCGGGAGGUCGCUACUGUCCGGAAUCGCGAUUCCAGUGCAACAACAACCUGUGCGUCUCCCUGUCCGAUUUGUGUGAUGGAACCGAUGAUUGUGGCGAUGGCAGCGACGAGGAUCCCAGCGUUUGCAGUGACUUUAAUUGCGACACCCUCAGGCGAUUCCAGUGCUCCAAUCAUAGGUGCGUGGCCCGCUAUCAGAUCUGCGAUGGCGUCGACAACUGCGGCGAUGGCAGCGAUGAGAACAAUAUGACUUUGUGUGCCAGCAAACAGAAGCCCUGCGAUCUGUAUACCCAGUAUCAGUGUGCCAACAAGCACUGCGUCGAACGAUCCCAGGUCUGUGAUUUUGUCAACGAUUGCGGCGAUGCCAGUGAUGAGUUGGGUUGCCAUCACACAAGCAGUUGCUCGGAACAGACUCGCGGUGGAUGCCAGCAUCAUUGCCACAAUCUCACGGAUGGCGGCUACAUCUGCACAUGCUAUCCUGGCUACAUUAUAGCCGCUGACAACAAGAAGAAGUGCUCUGAUGUGGACGAAUGCCUAACGAGACAACACACAUGCUCACACCAGUGUCAUAACCUGAAUGGCACCUACUCCUGCAGUUGCCGCGAAGGAUUCCAUUUGACGGACGGCGCCAGUGGUGUUUGUCGGGCCGAAAAGGAGGAUGUCAUCCUCGUAUUCGCCAAUGGCCAAGAGAUCAGAGGACUCGAUCUGCAGAAACGCGAAGAAUUCGAUGUGAUAGCUGCAGAGAAAAGGAUCGAGGCACUGGACUACGAUGCCCAGCAACAGAUCGUCUUCUGGGCUGAUAGCUACGACAAGACCAUCAAGCGAUCCUACAUGGUCAACGCUAUCGAUGGUCGCGCAAAGAUCGGCUUUGCCCAGGAUCUGAACAUGAAGGGCGGCUCGAAACCCACAGCCGUUGCUGUAGACUGGCUGGCCUCUAAUCUUUACUGGACCGAAGUAGACAGGACGGGAUCCAAGCCCCGUGGACGUGUCAUGGUGGCCAAGACCGACGGUCGCUAUCGCCGUUCGAUCGUAAAUGCUGGUCUGGAAGUGCCCACUUCUAUUGCUGUCAAUCCCCAGUUGGGUAGAAUCUACUGGUCCGAUGCGGGCUCAGCGCCCAAGAUCGAAGUUUCCUGGAUGGAUGGCUCUAAGCGACGACCCUUGAUCACCGAGCAGAUUCGCCAUCCAGCUGGCCUGACCAUCGACUACUCGCAGGAUCACAUCAUCUACUGGGUGGACACCAAGCUGAAUGCCAUCGAAUCGAUGAGAGCCGACGGCUCCCGGCGAAAGGCCAUUGUCAAGGGUGACCAGCUGAGGCACCCCGUAUCCCUGGAUCUCUUUGAGUCGAAUAUGUUCUGGAUGACCCGGGACACGGGUGAACUGGUGCGCCAGGACAAGUUCGGGCGUGGAGUACAGGUGGUGCUGCAUCGCAAUCUCGUGAAUCCGUCCGGCCUGAAGGUGUACCACGACAAGCGGUACAAUACCUCGCUGCCCAAUCCGUGCGGCAACUCCACCUGCUCCCAUCUGUGUCUCUUGGUGCCAGGAGGUCAUCGUUGCGCCUGCCCAGAUGCAUCUGGCCCCCCACCCUCGCAUCGCAGCACCGCAGAGGUGAUCUGCAAUGCUGCUGCGGAGCAUCCACGCCCAGCCCCGCGAAUCUGUCCCUGCCAAAAUGGCGGUCUGUGCAAGGAGGAUGCCCAAGGUGAACUCGUCUGCGAUUGCCUCUCCGAGUUCCGCGGCGAUCAUUGUGAGACCAGCACCACGGGAGCCUUUGGCCAUGGCGGUGCCAACGUCACCGCUGUCGUUGUGCCGAUCAUGGUCAUCCUGCUGGUUAUGAUGGCCGCCGCCGGGGCUUGGUACGUCAUCCGGAAGCGACCAUUUGGCAAAUUGGCUCGCAUGCCGGCAAUGACCUCGUCACAGAGCGUGACCUUCCGCCAUGGGUCGAACGUAGAGUUCAGCGAGAGCGGCUUCCCAGGAGCAUCUGCACCGGGAGCCGGUGAUGUUGCGCCCAUCGAGGGCUACAACCUGCAGACGGUCAACGCGAACAAGGCGCGCGACUUUGCCAAUCCGAUGUACGAUGCGGUGCAGUCGGGCACCACCGCUGAUCCUGGAAUGGGCAACGGUUCCGGCAUCUAUGAUGUCCCAGGUGAACCGUCGGCCAAGGGCAAAACCAUGGGCCACCAUGCAGGCGGCUCAUUCACGGAGCCCGCCUCGGCAAUCAUAGCGCCCAGCAGCAUUACGCACAAGGCGUCGCCGCAGCUGCAGCUGCGCACCAGGGAGCUGGAUCCUUCGGCGGACACCGGCAAGGACACGCAGUUCCUGGUGGAGGAGGACAAGUCCGAGUGCUGAUAUCAAGCCCGUCAAUCGGCUGCCGUUGCGGCGGCAGUUGCGAUGGCCAGUUGUCGGCAGCAGCGCCGGCAGCAUCAGCAGCAGCAGCAUCCGGAGAACAGCUAUCCGCUGCAGACAUAACACAGACUGGUCAAGCAAAGGAAGGAACAACAACAGGCGCAUCAGCAACAUCAGUCGCCGCAACAGCAGCAAAAUCAGCAGCAGGGACAGGGACGCUCUAGUAGUAAACAUCACAAAUCCUGGCAAACAGCUACCGCUGGCAAGGUCACCACCAAGGUCUAGCCUUGACCCCAAAAAGAAACCACACACCACCCACAGAGAACAGCAACACGAUGAUGAUGAUGAGGAGAAGGAGGAACUAGAGGAGCAUGUCCUCGGGGGCAGGGGACGGCAAUAAACAUAUCCAAAAAAACGAGAAACAUAUGCAACCCCCACAUGAAAAAACCAACUAAAAAAAACAACUGUUGCAAUUAAUAUUAAAUAAUUACUAAAACUAUAAAUGUACACAAGAAACACUAAGAGCAACACACAGCAACUUUUGUAAAGCCAAUUUUUGUAGCCUACUGUUUUUUUUUUAUUUUUGUGUGAAACUAAUGUUUUUUUUGCUAAUCAAGAUACUUUUGCGCAAAAAAAAAAAAGAGAAUUGUAAAAAGCAAGAAAAGGAAAACGAUAAACAAAACAAAAUUAAGGCAAAAAGUAUAUUUUUUUGAAAGCUAAAUGACAAUAUUAACUAUAUAUGUAUGUAAAUCGGAAAACAACAAAAUAUCUAUAUGUAUACACAAGGCAAUUAGGGGACGAUUCCCAGCUAGGAUUUCUAUAUAUUUUUCUAAAAAAUAACAAACAAAAAAAGGCGAGCUAAAAAAUAUACAACAAAUUAUAUAUGUAUAUGUGUGAAACUAAAUGUAACAAGCGAAAGAGAUCACUUUUGUGCUAAAACCAGGAUACAAAUCGAGCAUUCCCCACACAUAUAUGUCUAAUUAUGCUAAUUAUAAUUUAAUUAUUUAUUCAAACACACACAGACAGGACGCAGGAAAGUGCUAAUAAUCCAGAAUUCUAGGGGCUUUUCGAGAUUCUAAAUUCGCAAGACAUUCCAAAAAUGAAAAAACAAGAAAAAAAAAAAAACAACGUGCAAUCCCCUCCCCCGCCAACACUGUGCAAAAAAGAAAAGCGAAGCUUUUCCUUUCUCCCUUUUUUUUUUGGUUCUCGCGCAAGCCAAUCAGCUUUUCUAUUUUUUUCGUUUUGUGUGUGUAGUAGUUGAAACUUGUCGCGCGUGUUUUUUUACACAUCAUUAUAUAUGUAUACCUAUAUGCAUAUAUAUAUAUAUAUAUAUAAAUAUAUAAAUAUUUUAUUUUUUAAUUAUAUCAUCGAUUUAUGAAUUGUAUUAUGAUUUAUGAUUUAUCUUUCUCGUCGAAAGUCGUAAUGUGUGUGCAUUUUUUUUCAUUUUCGUUCUCUGUGCAAAAUCUGUGCUUCCCUUCAUUUAAGCGUGUUUUUAGCAUAAAUUUUAGUGAAAGAUGAAAGAAACUAAAGCUGUAUAAGCCAAUCGGGCCAUAUACAACGCUAUAUGUGAAGUUAAUUGUAUAUUUAAUGUCAAGCUACAUAAUGGAUAAAGAAAAACAAACAAACAAAAACCACAACAUAAUAAGAGUAAAACUACGAAUGAAAUGAAAAACUAUUUGUUGAAAGAAUAAAA